Haplochromis burtoni (Burton's mouthbrooder) is the source of this 3202-nucleotide messenger RNA. RefSeq names its product prolyl 4-hydroxylase, beta polypeptide (gene p4hb). Gene Ontology annotation, biological process: protein folding; response to endoplasmic reticulum stress. NCBI's taxonomy places the organism in Eukaryota, Metazoa, Chordata, Actinopteri, Cichliformes, Cichlidae. The record is from RefSeq and is a predicted model, not a curated record. The coding region runs from base 208 to 1746 and encodes 512 amino acids. Gene Ontology annotation, molecular function: protein disulfide isomerase activity. Gene Ontology annotation, cellular component: endoplasmic reticulum. The transcript is spliced from 11 exons.
CAUAAAGGCGCAUGCGCACUACGCCUGACCCUCCGGUUUCUGCGUGCACUGCCACGUUAGUAGCGGUAGACACAAAAUACCAGCUACUCUCCCAACCUUAAACGAGGGGAAACGGACUUGAAACUAACACCUGUUCCUCCACCACAGCCGUAGCCGAGCUCGUCUGAACCUUUCGUCUAUUUUAGGGAAGAAAACUCGACGGCGACGAUGUUGAAGUUUCUGAUUUUCUGCACACUGGCUGUGGCCAUCAACGCUGAGAUAGCCGAGGAAGAAGAUGUCCUGGUGCUGAAGAAGAGUAACUUCGACGAGGCUCUCCAGGCUCACCCCAACAUCCUGGUUGAGUUCUAUGCCCCAUGGUGCGGUCACUGCAAGGCCCUGGCUCCAGAGUAUGCCAAGGCUGCUGGCAUGCUGAAGGCAGAGAGUUCAGACAUCCGCCUGGCUAAAGUGGACGCCACAGAGGAAACCGAACUCGCCCAAGAGUACGGCGUCCGAGGAUACCCCACCAUCAAGUUCUUCAAGGGUGGAGACAAGGAAUCUCCCAAAGAGUACUCAGCUGGCAGGCAGGCGGAUGACAUCGUCAACUGGCUGAAGAAGCGCACAGGGCCCGCCGUCGCCACCCUGAAUGAGGUCACCGACGCAGAGUCUCUGAUCGCUGAUAAUGAGGUGGCAGUCAUCGGAUUCUUCAAGGAUGCAGAGUCUGCUGGUGCCCAGGCCUAUGAAAAAGCAGCUCAGGCCAUAGAUGACAUUCCCUUCGCCAAGACCUCCAGCGAUGCCAUUUACUCCAAGUUUGAAGUGUCCAAGGACAGCGUUGUCCUCUUCAAGAAGUUUGAUGAGGGACGCAAUACCUUCGAUGGUGAGCUGACCAAAGAAGCGCUUCAGUCCUUUGUCAAGGCCAACCAGCUGCCCCUGGUCAUUGAGUUCACCGAGCAGACUGCCCCUAAAAUCUUCGGCGGAGACAUCAAGUCCCACAUCCUCAUGUUCCUGCCCAAAGCUGCCUCAGACUUCCAGGACAAAAUGGACCAGUUUAAGAAGGCCGCGGAGGGAUUCAAGGGUCAGAUCCUGUUCAUCUUCAUCGACAGUGACAUUGACGACAACCAGCGAAUCUUGGAGUUCUUCGGCCUGAAGAAAGAGGAGUGCCCUGCCAUCCGCCUCAUCACUCUGGAGGACGAGAUGACCAAGUACAAGCCAGAGAGCGACGCCAUCACUGCAGAAAGCAUCACUCAGUUCUGCAAACUGUUCACUGAGGGCAAACUCAAGCCCCACCUCAUGAGCCAGGACAUCCCUAAAGACUGGGACAAAAACCCUGUCAAGGUUUUGGUCGGCAAAAACUUUGAGGAGGUCGCCUUCAAUCCCUCCAAGAACGUCUUUGUGGAAUUCUAUGCACCAUGGUGUGGACACUGCAAACAGCUGUCUCCAAUCUGGGAGAAGCUGGGAGAGAAGUACAAGGACAGCGCCGACACUAUUGUAGCCAAAAUGGACUCCACAGCCAAUGAGAUUGAGGCUGUCAAAGUCCACAGUUUCCCCACUUUGAAGUUCUUCCCUGCAGGAGAAGAGCGCAAGGUGAUCGACUACAACGGGGAGAGAACGCUUGAGGGCUUCACCAAGUUCCUGGAGAGUGGCGGCAAAGAAGGCGGUGCCCCCGCAGGAGAUGAUGACGAUGACCUGGAACCUGAGGAUUUGGAAGACGUGGAGGACGACUCGGAUAGCGAGGACGGCACUGACGACGACGGACACGAUGAGUUGUAAACGUCGGCAGAAACGGAGAGAGGAGAGUCCCGCCCUAACCCUCCCAAACAGUCACCAUCACCACCUUCACUUCUUUGUGGACCUUCCCUGUCCUGUGAACAUUCAUUAUUCCCCUUUAACUGCCUCUCAGUCAGUCAGUAAGCUGGCCUGAUAACAGCCUGCCAGCUAGUCAGUCCACCAUUGGCAUGGCAGGGCUUUUUUUUUUUUUUUUUUCUUUCUUUCUUUUUUAACCUCUCUCCCCCCCCCCUUGCCUGUCACAUCUGCAACCUCCCAACCUCUGGCUCAGACUGGUCUUGUCCCACCUGGCGGGACCCUGUGGAACAGUGCACCAUUUCCUGUGGGAGACCUCAAUGCCUUGUCUGCAAAGCUCCACAUCAGCUGUCUGCCUUGUAUAUUUUGAACCAAAUGUAAGAAAGAAAAAAAAAUGGCAUUGAUCUCAAAGUUUUCAAAUUGUUUGUUUUUUCCACACGCCCCCCUCCUUUUAAAGAGUCGUUGCUGUUCAUUUGUUCAGUGUGAGUAUCGGCAAACCGAGCGUUGUAACCUAAGUUUGUAUGAAAGGGGGGGCGGGUUGCUGCCAGUGUUCUUCUCCCUCUGAUAGGACCACAGGUUUGUGUGACGGUUUUAUAAGGACUGAUCUCUCAGGGGAAAAGGGGCCAUCCUGUAGAUGUUUUCACUAAAAUAACCCCCAUGGUGUAGCACAAAGAGCCCCCCAUCUGUAGCCGAGACCAAUUAUUUUCUUUCUUUCAGUGGGGGGGGGUCUGUCAUUUCUUCAUUCCCAAAUCUUUCGGUUCUGUCUCCUCGUUUCAGCGCGGCUACUGACUCUAUUCUGAAAGGAACAAAGUUAACUUUUUGGGGAAAAUCGUAUUUUAUUUAAUUGCUUUCACUUUGAGUUUUUUUUAUUAUUUAGGACUUGUCAUCUUUUCUUUUUUUUUUAAAUAAUGUACCAUUGUGCCCAACUGUUGCCGGUUUGGCCCGGUUGGGGCAGAGUUGGCCCGUGUGGACGCUCUCAGACCUGGUGGGUGGGAGGGAGGGGGAUUCUGAUGGGUUGCACUGCAUUCAUGCCUAAUCAGAGAUUCAUGUGUUUACUACAGCAAACAGAGAUUGGUUAAGUUUACUGGUUGGGUCGGUCUGAGAGACGUGUCUGAUAUCUGAAGCGGGGAGGGAACAGUUGGAACAGCCCCACCCCCUCACCCAUACUGUACCUCCUGCAUCCCUUUUGGCUCUACGCAGCACCCUUACUUUGCGCGUGUGUGUGUGUGUGUGUGUGUGUGUGUGUGUGUGUGUGUGUGUGUGGGGCAGGGAGGGGAAGCUUGAGUAGAGCGAGGUGAUGUCAGCUGAACAGCGAUGGUGGUGUGGGAGGGGGAAUCCUAACGAAGCAUUCCAUCAUAUCCAAAUUAAUGUGGAAAACGUGAAAUGGUGGCCAAUAAAUAAAUUUAAAAAAAGUGUAAAAAUGAAA